CCACUGCCGGCCACAUCAUUCGUGUUCACCAUCGUGCUUGACAGCGACGACGACGGGCGUUCUCGCAUAUUCAUUCUUGGUUUAAUCCGUCCAUUCCGUACAUUUCUUGUUAUUAUCGUCUACUACCACUACAGAAUAUACCCUUGAACAUGCAACAGCUAUCUUCGCUAUCCUGGAGCCCGUCACGGCCGUCGUCGUCGUUAUCUAUGCGCUCCAAUCGCGCUGGCAGCCCGUCGUCGUUCUCCGUUGAUGAUCCCGUUGCCAUUCGCAACCAGAUGUCUAGCCUCAGGCAUACUAUACGCCACCAGCAAGGCCAGCUCCAGCACCUAGAACAGCUUCUUCAGCGCGCCCCUCGCCAGCCCAUCUCUUCCUACUCUCCACCUCCAUCCCCCACGCUCUCCGACCUCAUGUCCGGCACCCCCCUCGUAAGACGAACGCCAAGUCGGGACUCGCUGCAGAACCUCGCUGGUCCGGACUCGAGUCUUCCGUUGCCGCGGAGAGGAGGAGAGAUGUUUGGGCAGGAUGGUGGGAUAAGAGAGGGCAUUCCUAUGAAUUUUGGAUCGAGUCAAUCGGGCAGUCCGGCAAAGCGAAAUUCAAGUCCAACUCGGACCCUCAGUCGAAUACCCGUCUCCUCCGUGGGCAAUGCUCGUGCACUCGCGGACGACGGUCACACACCACCACGCCAUCAGUCGCUUAAUCCGAUCGAUCCGUCGUUAGCCAACUCUACAUCGUCAUCCAAUGGCGCCUCAUCCUCGUUGUUGCAACCACCCUCACCGAACACCGCGCGUCGUAUAUCCCUCACACCGGGUGGAACGACAAAGGUGUUAGCGGACCUCCAGACGGGUGUCAUCCAAGCCAAGACGGCACUGGAGAACACCAAGGCACAGCUGAGGCUUUCGCAGAGGAGCGUGGCGCAGCUGACGAGACAGACGGAGGAUCUGAAAGAGGUCAGGGAGAGGCUCAGGUUGGAGAAUGAGGGGCUGAAUAAUGUGGUUGCUAGGAAGGAGCGGUUGCUACAGGAGGUCCUGGAGCGAGCACGAAAAGCCGAAGCCGACGCGACCACAUACAAGUCUCAGCUCAAAUCCGAAUCGUCGACCACUAAAAAGACGAUCCGUGACCUCGAGGCCGCACUGCAAGAGUCGACAGCCCUCUCAUCCAAGUCCGAACGCGAGUACGUUACACUUCGCGACUCUCUCACCUCCAUGAAGUCCGCGUGGAAGUCCGAUGUCGAAUUGCUGAGGGAGGAGAUCAAGAAGAAGGAAGAGAGGUGGCAAAAGGCGGAUGAGGAGCUCGGGGGGAAAUACAAGAGGUUGCUGGAGGAGGUCGCGAAGGGUACGGAGCAGAGGGAGAGCCUAGAGGAGCUGAAGAAGAAGGAUAAGGAGUUGAGGGAGAGCAUUGAAGGAAGCUUUAGAGAUGAGAUCUCAAGAUUGAGGGAGGAGGUGGAAAGGGAGACAAAAGAGCAGCAGAAGGCUAAUAAGACUGCAGAACAUCUUUCGGGCGAGCUCGCACGGAUACGUAGGCUUAUGCAAUCUGUCGGUCAACCGGAAGAAGAAGAUCCUCCAGCAUGAUUUGUCUGGACAUUGCUCCAUGCCGUUUCUCUGCAUUUUGGUACCCAGCUUAUUCUAUUCUCUCCGGUGGUCAACCUCGCAUGUCUUCGUCAUUGGACUAAUCUCUCGCUCACAACCUCACGCAUUGUAAUGAUCCUCCAUCUACCAACCAUCUCUGCCUCCCAUAUCUAUCUUUCAUCACACAUCUGCACAGCCCGUCGCUCACGAUGCAAUCUUGCGCUCCUACUUACCGCAUCAUCUCACUCACUCUCAUUCUCACAUUAUUUCCAGCUAUCGCCACACCGCAUUAUCAUUGUCGCCACGUACAUACAAUCGGUUAUACCUCUUGCCUGCCCGCUCGUUCUUGCUUUGCUUUCUUUCCUCACACACC
This is a messenger RNA of Stereum hirsutum FP-91666 SS1, 1938 nucleotides long. RefSeq lists its product as uncharacterized. The record is from RefSeq and is a predicted model, not a curated record. The transcript is spliced from 6 exons. Bases 150 to 1568 code for a protein of 472 amino acids. Lineage: Eukaryota; Fungi; Basidiomycota; Agaricomycetes; Russulales; Stereaceae.